Messenger RNA from Phyllostomus hastatus (greater spear-nosed bat), 4706 nucleotides. RefSeq names its product zinc finger protein 319 (gene ZNF319). The coding region runs from base 1141 to 2901 and encodes 586 amino acids. The transcript has 2 exons. NCBI's taxonomy places the organism in Eukaryota, Metazoa, Chordata, Mammalia, Chiroptera, Phyllostomidae. The record is from RefSeq and is a predicted model, not a curated record.
CCCACCCAGACUACCACUCGCUGCUCAUUGAGGGCAACUCGGAGCCUCCGGUAUCCUCAGCCUCCGAAGCCCAUUUCACAGAUCGUCUGGAGCUCUGCAGCCACCCGGGGUCAGAGCUCCCAGCUACGGACGGUCCCUAAGUCAGCGCGCAGCGCACUAGACAGAGCGGAGAUCCCUGACCUUCGGAGGUCCCGGAGACCCCUACUCAAACCGGCCCAAAGUCCGUGCUCCGGGCCCCCUUCCCUUAGAGCAAGCUGAGCAAUCUGAGGCGGGUGCGUCCCAGAAGACCGGAGGGUCUCGGAGGCCCCUCCUCUCAGGUGCAGGGGUCGGGCCGGGGGCCGGGUCCCGGGAACCCCCUCCCCUAAGGCUGAGCAGGGUGGUCGUAAGCGGAGUCCCCUCCCUGAGUCGACUGAGGCUUGCGAACCGUGGCGAAGGGAAAGCCGCCCCGCGUGUCCGGCUGUUCGACCCGGCCCGGCCCAGCCCGGCCGGGCCUCGGGGUCCCCGGCAGGGGGCGGCCUCGCUCCGCGCAGUCCGUCCUUCCCGCAGCCGCCGCCGCCCGGCUGCCGCUCCUCCUCCGGCCCCGCCUCCCUGGCCCCCGCGCGCCCGCCUGUCCUCCCGUCUCCGCAAGGCCGUCGGUCCGUCUGCCCGCCCUCCUGGCGCUCCUCCUCCCCGAACCGCUAUCCCGGCCGCGCUCGUCGCUUCCUCGGUUUCGGCCGCCGCUAGCCCGUUCCCCGCCCCCUCGCCGGCCGCAGCCGCUACGCGAGGCCGAGGAUUGGCAGAGCGCGUAGGCCGCGCCUUGGCCGACCAAGCCGGAAUAAAGGGGCGGUGGAGAGAGCAGCGGGUCGCCACUCGCCUCGCGCCCGACGCCGUGGGCGGCCUGGAGCAGAACCCGGCAUCGGGGAAGGCAGAGCCUCCCUGGCGUUGUUGGCGCCCUGCCUCGAAGAGCCCCCUGUCUUGUAGGCAGAGCCUUGUAGUCUGUCUUGGUUAAUGACUCGGGCCGUCUGACCAGUCCCUCUUCUGUGCCUUGUCCAAGGUCCUUGUCCAUCCCUGAUCCCGGGCAGCUUCUCUCUCUGGGUUGGGUCACCUUAAUCAGGGAAACUGAAGCCACUACUCUCCAAACCCUGCUUCAUCUUCCCAAGCAUGUCGGAAAGCUGGCAGCAGCCGCCACAGACGCAGCCGCAGCAGCCGCAGCCGCCGCAGCCGCAGCAUCACGCAGAACCACCGCCAGCCCUGGCUGAGCACUCGCUGCCCCCAGGCACGGCUGAGAACCCCCUGGGCUGCGCCGUCUAUGGCAUCCUGCUGCAGCCCGACCCGGGCCUACAGCCCCCGCAGCACGAGCCCCUGCAGGCGGCCGGUGAGCCGGGCCCCAAGUGCGGGGUGUGUGGUCACGACCUGGCGCACCUGUCCAGCCCGCACGAGCACCAGUGCCUGGCGGGCCACGACCGCUCCUUCCAGUGCACGCAGUGUCUCAAGAUCUUCCACCAGGCUACUGACCUGCUGGAGCACCAGUGUGUGCAGGCCGAGCAGAAGCCUUUUGUCUGUGGUGUCUGCAAGAUGGGCUUCUCGCUGCUUACCUCGCUGGCCCAGCACCACAGUGCCCACACUGGCACUGGUGGCCUGGUGAAAUGCUCCAUCUGUGAGAAGACCUACAAGCCCGGGGAGGCGGCUGAGCCAGCGGCCACCGCUGCCCCCUCACUGCCCCCAGCACCCCCGCCCCCGCCCACCGUCACCCCCGCUGAACAGGCCGAGAAGCCGUACAGUUGCCCCAUCUGCCAGAAGCCCUUCAAGCACCUGUCGGAGCUGUCGCGGCAUGAGCGGAUCCACACGGGCGAGAAGCCGUACAAGUGCACGCUGUGCGACAAGAGCUUCAGCCAGUCGUCACACCUGGUGCACCACAAGCGCACGCACAGCUCCGAGCGGCCCUACAAGUGCUCGGUCUGCGAGAAGACCUUCAAGCACCGCUCCCACCUGGUGCGCCACAUGUACGCGCACUCGGGCGAGCACCACCUGUUCCGCUGCAACGUGUGCGAGCUGCACUUCAAGGAGUCGUCCGAGCUGCUGCAGCACCCGUGCACGCCCAGCGGCGAGCGGCCCUUCCGCUGCGGCGAGUGCCAGAAGGCCUUCAAGCGGCCGUCGGACCUGCGUCAGCACGAGCGCACGCACAGCGCCGAGCGGCCCUUCAAGUGCGACCUGUGCCCCAUGGGCUUCAAGCAGCAGUACGCGCUGAUGCGGCACCGGCGCACGCACAAGACCGAGGAGCCCUUCAAGUGCGGCCUGUGCGAGAAGGGCUUCGGGCAGCCCAGCCACCUGCUCUACCACCAGCACGUGCACACCCUGGAGACCCUCUUCAAGUGCCCCGUGUGCCAGAAGGGCUUCGACCAGUCGGCCGAGCUGCUGCGGCACAAGUGCCUGCCGGGCGCCACCGAGCGGCCCUUCAAGUGCCCGGUGUGCAACAAGGCCUACAAGCGGGCGUCGGCCCUGCAGAAGCACCAGCUGGCCCACUGCUCGCCCGCGGAGAAGCCCCUGCGCUGCACCCUGUGCGAGCGCCGCUUCUUCUCGUCUUCGGAGUUCGUGCAGCACCGCUGCGACCCCGCCCGCGAGAAGCCGCUCAAGUGCCCGGACUGCGAGAAGCGCUUCAAGUACGCCUCGGACCUGCAGCGGCACCGGCGCGUGCACACUGGCGAGAAGCCCUACAAGUGCCCCAACUGCGACAAGGCUUUCAAGCAGCGCGAGCAUCUCAACAAGCACCAGGGCGUGCACGCCCGCGAGCAGCAGUUCAAGUGUGUGUGGUGCGGCGAGCGCUUCCUGGACGUGGCCCUGCUGCAGGAGCACAGCGCGCAGCACAGCGCUGCCGCAGCUGCCGCUGAGGGCGCCUACCAGGUAGCCGCCUGCCUACCCUGAGUCCCUGCCGCGGCCCCCCCAGGCCAGGUCCAGCCUCCUUGCUCGGAGAUCCCCCACCCAGCCCCAUGUUCAGAGUCCCUGGGCAUGAGGACAGAAGCACGCUGGGCAGGCGGAGGGGCCUGGCCCGCCUGGUGCCUGCCUGGAGGUGGGGGAGCCAGAUCGCUGUGGUUCCACAAACCUCUUUCCCAUUAUAGGAUUUGUUCUCUUGAGAGCCACCUGCCUCCCUGGUCUUUGGGGGCCUGGAACCAGACUGGAACCACAAGUCAAGCGUCCUCUCUCCACCCCGAGGAGGUAUGGGCGCCAGCCCGACCUCCCAAAGCCUUUAGCCUAGUUAGAUACCAGACGGUUAGGAAGGGAGGGUGGUCGGUUGCGUCAGGGUCCGGGAGGACGGCUGGACUCCAGAGGCAGGCCAGGUGUGGGGCGUCCUCCCUCAAGUUUGUGUUUGAGGGAGAAGGCCAGGUUUGUGAGGUAGUCUUGGGGACCAGGAGGGCACACCAGGAGCCCCAGGCCUGCCUGCUCCAGCCAGGGGCGAGGCCUACCCCAGGUUUCUGACCGGUGAGGGGGGUAAGAGGGCUGGGUCUGCCUGGAGUGCUGUCAGCAUAGCCAGAGGGGAGGAGGCAGAGAAGUCCUGCUCCAGGGAGGACAUGGCCUGGGACGGUGCCGGGACGGUGCCGUCCGUGGGGAAAGGAGGAGAGGCGGCCUUUGCGUGGAGGUCGAAUCCCAAUACUUUGGGGGCACCCCUCCCACCUCUGCAGCCCAGUUCUGAACUCUGGUGGGGAAAGGGCUCGCAGCCACACUGGACUGCUGUGGGAGGCGGGUCGUCAGACCGCCUGGUGCCCGGGAGGAAGCUGGGCCAAGCCGGUGGUUGUGAAAGGGCAUCUUCUGCCUUGAAUUGUGUGAACCAAAGUGUCAAGGGUGUGGCCUCAGUCAGCUCCCAGCCCCGCCUCAGGGCUGGGACAGGCCUGUGUGCCCAGGGUGGGGCCGGUGAAAGGACCACGUGAAUGCCCUCCCCACCCAUGGGAGCCCUCCCAUCAGGCUCGCUGCGGCCUGGGCCCCAGCAAUCUUACAUCGCCCAGAUGCCCUGGGCAACACCCAGCUAUUUCUGAGGCCGGAGGGUUCUCCCUUGGGUCUCUAGGUCUCUGGCUUCCCACAGGGCUUGUCCGGCCGAGGGCGUCAGGGCGCAGGGAGCGGGCAGGGGAAGAGCGAUGUUGAGGGAAUCAGUAGGCGGAUGGAGUGCGCUGGUGUCACUGGACGUCUGGGGCCUUCCGGAAGCCCAGGGGACCCUUAUUAUCAGAAUGGUCAUUUUGACCCCAGCUCUGCCCUUGCCCUCCUCCAGCCCCCUCCCCCGGUCACCGGUCUUAAAAGAAGACUUGACUCAGUGCCCCGAGGACUCAGAAGAGCAGGGACCCCUAGUCGGACCUUGUGCAACUCUCCCCUUAACACGUCCGAAAGCGCGCACGACCUCCACGUGACCGGUCCCCGCCCUGCGCCCAGAGAGGGGCUGGCUGACCCGUCCCCUCAGGGCUAGCUCUCGGCCACAGCCCCUGGAAGGACAUGGACCCCAGGCUGACAACUGUUCCAACUGCUGAUUUUUUAUUUUCAUCCUGCUUUCUAAAAGCAGUCGUUACACUCUUCAUAACAUUGUAUAGUUUGAUUUCAUGCCAUUUUGGGUCUUAUAUAAAAAAAUGUGAGAAUUCGGGUUUUUAAAAAGAAUGACUUCAUUUUAGAUAGCCCCUUUUGAUGUUAAUAUAUAGUGAGUCCAAUGUACGCUUUAGAAGUAAAGACACUGACCAUCACAGACCAAA